Molecule: messenger RNA, 3571 nt
Organism: Diabrotica virgifera virgifera (western corn rootworm)
Lineage: Eukaryota; Metazoa; Arthropoda; Insecta; Coleoptera; Chrysomelidae
Product: zinc finger protein 235-like
Exons: 2
Coding region: 84-1466 (460 amino acids)
Biological process (GO): regulation of transcription by RNA polymerase II; central nervous system development
Cellular component (GO): nucleus
Molecular function (GO): DNA-binding transcription factor activity, RNA polymerase II-specific; RNA polymerase II cis-regulatory region sequence-specific DNA binding
Source: RefSeq, a predicted model, not a curated record
UAUUUUAAUAUGGAUGUAAAUAUCAUCUAAAAUCUGAAAUAACACAUUUUCUGGAAAUUAGUCAUUCAUUCAGUGUACUAGCUAUGGAAGUUAAAGUUGAAAUUAAGCAAGAGUUUGAUGAAUAUGACCAAAAAUAUAUCGACACUCGGUUGUCCACAUCAAUAGAUAUGGAGAAAUACUUGAAAAAUGAACCAGGAGAAGAACUUCUAGGUGGAGAAGAACAAAAGGAGGAGAGGGACAAGGAGGAGAACAAAAAGCCAAUUAUAAAAACAUUAACAGAACAUUCAUCUCUUGAGGAAAAACGUAUGAGUCAACACCAUGAAGAUAGUCCAUUAAAUAAAACUAUAAAAAUUCAAACUCGCCAAGAACUUUACCAAUGUGAAAUUUGUUCAAAGCUAUUCAGUGCAGAAUAUUUUUUGAAGACACAUCUGAGAUCACACACCGGAGAAAAACCGUACAAGUGUGAAAUUUGUUUUAAGCAGUUUAGUCAAGCAUUUAAUUUGAAAAAACAUUUGAGAGUCCACACUGGAGAAAAACCGUACAAGUGUGAAAUUUGUUUUAAGCAGUUUAGUCAAGCAGGUCAUUUGAAAAUCCAUUUGAGAGUCCACACUGGAGAAAAACCGUACAAGUGUGAAAUAUGUUUUAAGCAGUUCAGACAUAAAAUUUCUUUGGAUGCUCAUACGACAGUUCACACUGGAGAAGCUUCUUACAAGUGUGAAAUUUGUUUUAAACAGUUUAACCAAAAAAGUUAUUUGAAAAUACAUUUGAGAGUGCACACUGGGGAAAAACCUUAUAAGUGUGAAAUAUGUUUUAAGCAGUUUCGUGACGCAAGUAGGUUGAAGAAUCAUAUGCUGGUUCAUACCGGAGAAAAACCGUACAAGUGUGAAAUUUGUUUUAAGCAGGUUAGUCGAGCCGAUAAUUUGAAAACACAUUUGAUGACACACACUGGAGUAAAACCUCACAAGUGUGAAAUAUGUUUUAAGCAGUUUCGUGACGCAAGUAAGUUGAAGAAACAUAUGCAGGUUCACACCGGAGAAAAACCGUACAAAUGUGAAAUAUGUUUUAAGCAGUUUACUCACCAACAUACCUUGAAAAUACAUCUUAGAAUACACACGGGAGAAAAACCUUACAAGUGUGAAAUGUGUUUGAAACAAUUUUCUCAACUAACUACUAUGAAAUUACAUCUUUUGACGCACACUGGAGAAACACCUUACAAAUGUGAGAUCUGCUUUAAACGGUUUACUCAACAAAAUUCUUUGAAAACCCAUUUGCGUAGUCAUACGGGGGAAAAACCUUAUAAGUGUGAUAUUUGUUUUAAACAGUUUAGUCAAACAAGUCAUUUGAAAUCACAUUUGAGAGUGCACUCUGGAGAAACACCUCACAGGUGUGAAAUUUGUUUUAGACAGUUUUCUCAAUUAACUAAUAUGAAAAAACAUAUGAUAGUACACACUAGAGAAAAACCUUAAUGUAAUGUUUAUUUACGGACUUGUCAUUUUUUUUUACAAAUCAACUUAAAUUUGACUUAUAGUCUAAGAGCUAGUGAACCCUCCGACUAAAUAAUGUCGUCCUAGAAAUUUGUCCAGUGAUAAUUCAUAGCACACCAAGGCUAAAAACCAUGACCUGGCAGGCAUUAGUCCUGCACGUGUAUCUACCAGUUGAAUCGAAAAGUGCAUAGUUUAGGGGUAAAAUAAACUUUCUCCUGUAAGGUUUAAAUUUAAUUAUGUGUUUGACUAAGUCAUUUAGAAGAAAUGUGUACAAUGACAGGCGAUUCUGAAGUGCAUAAGACCUUGCCAGGCGAGGGGGAAAGAUUAGGGGUUUUUCCUAAAAUUAUUUUUUUUUGCAUCGAACAAUUUUUUUUUAGGUAUUUUGAAUCAUUCCAAACAGAAAAGGUCUUUAGUGAUUUUUCUCCUAAGUUAAUAGUUUUUGUUAUAGGCGAUUGAAAAUUUUAAAAAUUGCGAAAUCGAACAUUUAUCUAAAAAUUUCAAAGUUGCCAAGGUAGGUAGAUAUUCUUUAAACAUUGAUUGAUGAAAUCCCAAAGAGUUUUUUUGCAAUACCAUAUCGGAAACCCCUUUGUUUUCUAAUUGCUAAUCAAGCGGGCGCGACACUGUAGUAUAAGUGAGGACGUUUGAGUUGGCAUAAAUUCAUUAUCUCGAGAAUGGCCAAAUUUCAAGAGAAAUCCUUACGACAGGUCGAUUUUUAUUUUUAAAUUAGGACUUUUUGGCAUAUAUAUAAUACUAGUGACGUCAUUCAUUGUAACGGUCCACCCGUUAUAACAUCAUUUUUAGUUCUUUAAUUAUUUUCUUUUGGUCGCUUAAUUAAAUUCUCUAAUUUUGUCGUAAUUAAAUAUUUACGUGACGUCACAUUUCUAUGUACGGAACAUGCUCUACUCCUCUGGUGGCGAAUAUGACCUCGAGUUCUGAGAGUUUGACGUUUACUUUAGGGAGAAGCACAUUUCGCUCGUUACUUGACUCGUGGACGUGGAGCCGGAAUAGUGAAGUACCAGUACCCAAAAUGGCGGAGAAUAUCUCCAUAAAUUAAUUAAGCAUUUGUGUCUACAGUUCCCAGUUUGUCUUAAAAAUAAUAUUAUAGUAUCCAGCUGUGUCUUGAACCAGGGAAAAUGGCAGUCCACUAGGAGUUUGUUCCCGCCUUUUGGGGAAAUAAUAUAAAACGAAGAUGAGAAAUCAUAGACCCUCACCCACCUGAGAGGAACCUAUUCCGGCUACAUAGAUUAGUCGGUCACCUGGGAGCAAGCGAAGCGUUCCAGCUUCAUUUUCUGUCUACACCUGUGCUUACAGGAACCAUGGUUUGGCACUAUCCUCGUGCUCAUUUUCUGGGAACCUGUUGGUUAUACAUUUGAGGAAUGGGUUUGUUUGGGAACACUCAGUUUGGUAAUUUGAGUAACUUUUGUGUUUUAUAUUUCGGACUUUUGGUAAUGCACUAUGUUUAUUAAUAUUUUUUCAGAUUUAGCUGCCUGUAUUUUUUUUAUAUAACAUAUUUGUUUAUUAAUGUAUGUAUUAGGUUCCCAAACUUAUUUAGGAUCAUAUGGUACGUUACAUUGUGCACAAGGUAAUCAGUCCCUAGAAAAUUAGGUUUUGUAUUUUAUUAUUGGUUUGAUAUUUAUUUUGUAAUGUUACUUGCUUGUUUCCCAAAUAUUUUAUUGUUAUUAGCUUUAUUCCAUUUGUUCGGUUAAUUUAGGUCAUCGUUUCGGUAUUUAUCUCAAAUUCAUUUCUAUUUCAUUCAUUGUAUAUUUAACUUGCUUACUUCAUCAUUGUAUUUUCUCUUCGUCAGGCUUGUGCCUAUUUAUUUAUAUUAGUUUCAUCUUCGUCGGUUUCAAUUUAGUGGUACGUAGCAAGCGUACUAUAACCAUUUGGUAGAAGACUCAUGUGAGUUGUACCCUAUAUGUAAGUAAGAGGUACUUAUGUAAUUUUGUAACAGAUAACAUUAUUGUAGUUAUCUCAAAUAUAACUUUGUAUAACUUAUGUAAUUUUAGAGUCACAUUAUAUGCAUUGAUCUAACUCAGAGAUUGUUAAAAAUCUGGAAGUUAUUUUAAUAAAUGUUUAUUUAUUUUGUA